GCGUUGGGUAGCGUAUCGUCUUCGGUCUUCCCCAUCUGGCCAAGGCAGAACAAAUAUACAGUCUCAGCUCUUCUUCUUCUACUUCUUCUUCUUCUUAUAUGGUCCGACCGACGAAACCAUUGUUUCGAUCCCUUCUGCAUCUGUACGGAUCUAUCUGCAUUUCGCCAUUGUUAUCUCAGCUCGUAAGCGAUCCCCCCUGCGAAGUUUAGUUCGUGCAGUGGCUCCUCAGAAACAGAAGAGCCAUUGCAGAUCGCUGUUGGAAGCUCAGAGUCGACGAAUUUUACGACGGCGAGAUGUCGGCGGUUGCAGUUCAUCAGUUCGCUCAGUGCAUCACCUGCCACGCUUGGAGUCCCGAUCACUCCAUGAUUGCUUUGUGCCCCAACAAUAGUGAAGUUCAUAUCUAUAGAAUGUCCGAGGACAAAUGGGAGAGAGUCCAUGUUCUUCAAAAGCAUGACCAAAUUGUAUCCGGAAUAGAUUGGAGUUCUACAUCAAACAAAAUCGUGACAGUAUCCCAUGACAGGAAUUCGUAUGUUUGGAAUCUUGAAGGUUCAGAUUGGGUACCUACCCUUGUCAUCCUUAGGCUGAACCGCGCAGCACUUUGUGCCCAAUGGAGUCCUCAAGAAAACAAAUUUGCUGUUGGUAGUGGAGCAAAGACUGUCUGUAUAUGCUACUAUGAGCAAGAGAAUAAUUGGUGGGUCAGCAAACUCGUCAGGAAACGGCAUAAUUCUUCUGUAACAAGUGUUGCUUGGCAUCCAAACAAUAUUCUCCUUGCAACAACAUCUACAGAUGGGAAAUGUCGAGUGUUUUCCACUUUUAUCAAAGGUGUUGAUACAAGGGAUUCAAAAACAAGUUCUUCUUCGGACACAAAAUUUGGAGAGCAAAUUCUUCAGCUUGACCUUUCGUAUUCAUGGGCAUUUGGAGUGAAGUGGUCACCGAGUGGCAAUACGUUAGCUUAUGUAGGUCAUAACUCUAUGAUAUAUUUUGUUGAUGACGUUGGUCCUUCACCUUUGGCACAAAAUGUUGCAUUCCGUGAUUUGCCUCUCCGUGAUGUCUUGUUUGUCUCAGAGAAAGUUGUUAUAGGUGUGGGAUUUGACUGCAUCCCAAUGGUAUUUGCAGCGGAUGAGAGUGGCAUAUGGAGCUUUGUCAGAUUCAUUGGGGAGACAAAGACACCAUCAUCUGCUCCAAAGUAUGGUUCACAGUUUUCUGAAGCUUUUGGGAAAUUCUAUAGCCAGUCUAAGUAUGGAGUGAACAAUGAUGGAACAGAAAAUUCGAGACAGCGAGGGGGCAUUCACCAGAACUGCAUUAACUGCAUCCUGCCGUUAAAGGAGCCAGGAGUUUCGAUGGUGAGACGCUUCAGCACUUCAGGGCUUGAUGGUAAAGUGGUGAUAUGGGAUCUAGAGAACCAAGACGACCUCUUCCAGUGAUCAUAGAGAUUGCCGUCACUGUCACAAAUUACUUCGUAGAGAUAGAUUUGGUUGAUACUCGGUGUUAUAAAGUUGAUCAUUUUCUUGGAGUCUGUAUAUUAAUUUGGUUUCAAUGAAUGCCGAUAACAUGUACUGCCGUGUUCAAGAUGUUUGUUUUAUAGCUCGCCAGUUAGAAGCGCAUUCUACUA
Molecule: messenger RNA, 1612 nt
Organism: Punica granatum (pomegranate)
Lineage: Eukaryota; Viridiplantae; Streptophyta; Magnoliopsida; Myrtales; Lythraceae
Source: RefSeq, a predicted model, not a curated record